CCAUUAUCAGACCGUUGUGCAAGCCUAAACGUAAAUUACUUUAAAAUUAAGAUAAAACCUCCACGUAAAAUAUAACAUACUGCAACUCAUCGAGAUCGAUCAAAUACUAGUACUAGUGUAGUAGUAGUAGUAGUGAUUUCCAGAGACGUAAUAACCAGAUCGAAGAGCGCACCACACCAAAUCCAGGGAUGGGUUCUAAUUCUAAGCCUCACCAAGAUGAUGACUACAUCGUCAUGUUGCCCUUUCUGGCUCAUGGCCAUCUCAUACCUUUCUUAGCCUUAGCCAAGCAAAUUCACCAGAGAACAGGCUUCACCCUCAUCAUCGCCACCACCAAGCUCAACGUCCAGUACCUCCGCCGAACCUCCUCCAACAAAGAUGACGACUCAGACUCAGGUAUCCUCUUCGCCGAGCUACCCUUCUCCUCUUCCGACCAUGGCUUACCCCCCAACACCGAAACCACCGAGAACUUGUCUCUCGCCAAAGUUAUCGACCUCUUCCAUGCUUCCCGAUCUCUGGAAACUCCUCUCCGGAACUUAAUCCACGAAUCCAUCGGGAAAUAUGGCCGGCCGCCGCUUUGUAUUAUCUCCGACGCGUUUACCGGGUGGGCGGUGGAUGUGGCAAAUAGCUUCGACUCCAUCAGUAUCACUUUCACGACCUGUGGCGCUUACGGCACUGCGGCCUACGUCUCUAUCUGGCUCGAACUCCCUCACCGGAAAACAGAAUGUGAAGAAUUUGAGGUCAAAGGGUUCCCGAAACGGUGCCGUUUCCACCGUUCUCAUUUACAUCAGUUCCUGAGAGCAGCCGACGGUUCAGAUCCAUGGUCGACAUUAUUUCAACCCCAGUUGAUGCUUUCUCUGAAAUCUCAUGCCUGGUUGUGUUACACCGUCGAAGAAGUCGAAACCCUCGGACUCCAAGUCCUCCGGGAUUACAUUAAACGCCCCGUUUGGUGCGUUGGUUCGCUUCUCCCUCAAGCUGUGUUAAACGACGAGUCGUGUUCACCUUCUUCUUCUUUGAGAUUUUCCAAACAGAGAGUCAGUAAAGAAGUUGGUAUAUCAGCUGAGAAGUUGUUCGAGUGGCUCGAUUCGCAAGAACCCAAGUCCGUUCUGUACAUCUCGUUCGGUUCUCAGAACACAAUCGGAGCAACCCAGAUGAUGGAAUUGGCUAUCGGACUGGAGAAGAGUGAGAAGCCUUUCGUUUGGGUGAUAAGGCCUCCAGUGGGGUUCGAUUUGAAAGGAGAGUUUAGGCCAGAGUGGUUGCCAGAAGGGUUCGAAGAGCGAGCCAAGGAGAAGAAUCGGGGCUUGUUGGUGCGGAACUGGGCGCCCCAAUUGGACAUUUUGGCGCAUAAGUCUAUAGGUGCGUUUCUCAGCCAUUGUGGGUGGAAUUCGGUGCUGGAGAGCUUGAGCCAGGGGGUUCCGAUCAUUGGGUGGCCAUUGGCGGCCGAGCAAAGUCAUAAUUCGAAGAUGUUGAGGGAGGAGAAAGGGGUGGGUGUGGAGCUGACUAGAGGAGCUCUGGGGUCCAUUGUUGGGGAUGAAGUGAAGAAGGUGAUUGAUUUGGUGAUGGAGAGAGAUGGUGAAGGAGAGGAGAUGAAGAAAAGGGCUAAUGAGAUUAAGUUGCAGAUAAGAGCUGCCGUGAAAGAAGAGGGAGAACAGAAAGGGUCUGCUCUCAAAGCCAUAGAUGAUUUUGUUGCUUCAAUUCUAGCACAUAGAGAGGAAAAUGUCAAGAACAAGGAGAUUUUAACUUGAUUUGAUGAAGAAUUAGCUUUUCUUUUCAUGUCUUUUGAUAAUAGAACUAACAAAAACAAUUGUGUAGUUUUCAGCAGUGCUCUAAUUUAGUUGGUUUGUACUUGCCAGAGUUCUCAUUUUCCAAUGCAACUUGAUUAGGCAAAGCAAUAAGAGGCAAAUGAAAAUUUGUUAUU
Humulus lupulus (European hop) is the source of this 1915-nucleotide messenger RNA. Its product is annotated as UDP-glycosyltransferase 92A1-like. Gene Ontology annotation, molecular function: UDP-glycosyltransferase activity. Lineage: Eukaryota; Viridiplantae; Streptophyta; Magnoliopsida; Rosales; Cannabaceae. The coding region runs from base 189 to 1742 and encodes 517 amino acids. The record is from RefSeq and is a predicted model, not a curated record. The transcript has a single exon.